Messenger RNA from Ruditapes philippinarum (Manila clam), 1940 nucleotides. RefSeq lists its product as uncharacterized. Bases 627 to 1616 code for a protein of 329 amino acids. The record is from RefSeq and is a predicted model, not a curated record. The transcript has 5 exons. Lineage: Eukaryota; Metazoa; Mollusca; Bivalvia; Venerida; Veneridae.
UGUUUAUUUUUAUAAAUAACCAUUAAUACUAUUAAUGGUUCUUGGUCUUGCUUCAGGUAUGAAUGAGUUACUUAGAGUUUUAUAGAUUAAAUGAAUAUGCAUCAUAUUGUAAGAUUAACAUUUAUAUUUCAAACAAUUAAUGAAAAAGAAUCAUAAUCGAUGCAAAUUUAUAAAUUCAGGUGUGUGAUAUGAAAUUAUGACUGCAAUCAUGCAUUGUACCUCUUACUAGUAUUUGACUGUAUAAUGCGACUUUCUUUCUUUUUAUGUGUUCUUAAAUAUAUAAGCAGCAGACGGGAAAAUUAUUAAGAAAAUGCUGUUUUUACUAUAUGAAAAACUGCUUCUAUUUAUAGAAAGAUGAAGGAUUCCUAAACUUGCCAGAAAAGAUAGAAGAUCGCUUCAUUCGGAACUGAACGUGUAUAAUGUACGUUACCAUAGAUGACGACCUGCAGACGUAUACAAUAACCGUUACCAUAGAGAACCACUUACAGACGCCAAAUACAAAGUCACACGUUUGAUGCAAGAAAUAUCUACAUAUUUUUUUAUCAGAUUUAGUCGACCUUGAAAAUGCGUCAUUGUUGGACGAGAUUGUUAGGCUGUUGGAUAAUGGCCGAGAUGCCGAGGUGAUAAUGCUGAUUGGGCAGAGUGGGGCUGGUAAAAGUACGAUGUUCAAUACCGUCCACAGGGUGUUAACUGGAGAAAAUUUCACCUAUGCAAGACAAGGAGCCGGUCAUGCGCAGUCUGUUACCCUUGACAUUGAAAGAUACAACAACUGUGGUGUUGACCUUAAAACUGUUCGAGAUGAUUCAAGGAGAGAGAAGAUUGCUGCAGUUGUACACAAACUGCCACAUAUAGUUGAUUGUCCUGGCAUGGGUGAUGAUGACUCACCAGAGUUACGUGAACUAUUAGAACUUCUUGUAGGAGGUUUUAUACCAAAAGAAACACAGAUUCCGACGUUGCAGUCCAAACAGGAACAAUUCGGUGUGGGAUUUCUGAAGAAAGAAUAUCGAACGUCGAAUCCUGCUGACAGGGUUACAAAGGUUGUAUUUGUACAAAGCUGUAGAAACGUCAUACCAAGAAACUUGAUAAAUUGUUUGAACGAAGUCCUCAAAAUAACAGACCCUACAACCUUGAAAAGAAAAUAUACCGCAGAAGUGUUUCUUGUGAUAUCAAAGUUCGAUUUAGUUCUUGACCCGUGUGUUUAUAACUCAACCGGAAGUGACGAAGACAGUAUGACACUUGAAGACUUCGCCAAGAAGGAAAGCGAACUGGCUCCCGAGUUUAAUAUUGUUGGAGCAUUGGAAGAUAACCGCUUUCGUUGGGCAAAUUAUACGGACAAGAUUCAAGGCAGAAAUAAACACAUAGAGAAUAUUGCUCUCAAAUUCCUGAAACGAAUGGUUCAACCUGGAACCCCACAGACAGACCCGACAGACAGACUGGAACCUGUCGUCGAUACAUGGAAGACUUUUCAACUGUACAUGUUUAGAUUAACGAACCAGAUCAAGCAGCUCUUCUUACAAGAUAUGCAGUUAAAUAUAACACCGGCUUGGUUUGUUACAGCUGUUUUGUGUGUAUUGGUUAUUGCAGUACUGUACAAACUACUGAUGUCCAGUGUUUAAAGUGGAUAAGUCAAGAAAACUACGGCUAACUCCGGAUCACUAGUCAUCUGAAAACUGUGUUUACCCGUGCGUAGGACCAAACAUACUCCGGUGAGGUGUUUAAAGUAGACACACGCUACCACCGAGGCACAAUACCUAUCUAUAGACUUCAGGAUUUACAAAAGGAAUAUAUUAAAGGAACCUUCUACGAAAGCGAACUUCAAAAAAUAAACGUUGACCCUAAUCAAACUUGGAAAUUACAAAAAGGAUUAAAACCCCGUGGCAAAGGGAGAAACAAACACUAUUUUGUAAAAACAGCUGGAUAAAUGCUAGUGAUUUAAACUG